UCCACAUAGGAACCAGCGGUAUGUCAAUUUUCCGUUCCCCAGCCAAGAUGGCGGAGAGGCGGGUCAAGUAUCUUCGGUUGACCGCCCUCCGUCAAGAGGGCAACGAAGUGGGUGCCCUGGCUCAAGUGUUCUGGUCCCUGGCUGAAGGCCUGGGAUACAAUGAUGCGGCCCUUAAGGACCACUUCAAUGGCGGCCUGGAUGAUCCAGUGCCUCAGGCAGAGAUGGAGCAGUUGGAGACGCUGGAGUUCUGGGAAUUCGUGCGCUACCUGCAGUUUCGGUGUCGGUGGGAUGCCCCAGCCACUCCUGUCUCUUCCGGCAGGGUGGUCGUCAGCCCAGCACCACUGCCCAGGAUGGCCGUCAGCCCAGCGCCACAGUACAAGAUGGCCGCCAACCCAGCGCCAAUGCCCAAAUUGGCCACCGGUCCAGCGCCAGAGUACAAGAUGGCCGUCAGUCCAGCGCCACAACACAAAAUGGCCGCCAGCCCAGCGCCACAGCACGAGAUGGCCGCCAGCCCAGCGCCACAGCACGAGAUGGCCGCCAGCCCAGCGCCACAGCACGAGAUGGCCGCCAGCCCAGCGCCACAGCACAAGAUGGCCGCCAGCCCAGCGCCACAGCACAAGAUGGCCGCCAGCCCAGCGCCACAGCACGAGAUGGCCGCCAGCCCAGCGCCACAGCACAAGAUGGCAGACUCAAAGCCUGAGUCUCCAGAUAAGGUGCACAAUGCUGUCCCGGAGGUAGAGGCGGUGCACGAUGCUGUCCCGGAGGCAGAGGCGGUGGCCAAUGCUUUUCCGGAGGCCGAGGCAGUGCCCGUUGCUGUUCCAGAGGCCGAGGCGGUGCCCGAUCCUGUUCCGGAGGCCGAGGCGGUGCCCGAGGCUGUUCCCAAUGCAGUUACCGAGGCGGUGCCCGACGCUGUUCCAGAGGCCGAGCUGGUGCCCGAGGUAGAGGCAGCGCCCAUUGCUGUUCCAGAGGCCGAGGCGGUGCCCGAGGCCGUUCCCGAGGCAGUUACCGAGGUGGUGCCUGAGGCUGUUCCGGAGGUCGAGGCGGUGCCCGACGCUGUUCCAGAGGCUGAGGUGGCACCUGAUGCCGAGGCGGUGCCCGAGGCUGUUCCAGAGGCCGAGGCGGCACCCGAUCCAGUUCUGGAGGCCGAGGCGGUGCCUGAUGUCGAGGCAGCGCCCAUUGCUGUUCCAGAGGCCGAGGCGGUGCCCGAGGCCGUUCCCGAGGCAGUUACCAAGGCGGUGCCCGAGGCUGUUCCAGAGGCCGAGGCGGCGCCCGAUCCAGUUCUGGAGGCCGAGACGGUGCCUGAUGCCAAGGCGGCGCCCGAUCCAGUUCUGGAGGCCGGGGCGGUGCCCGAGGCUGUUCCCAAUGCAGUUACCGAGGCGGUGCCCGACGCUGUUCCAGAGGCCGAGGUGGUGCCCGAGGUCGAGGCAGCGCCCAUUGCUGUUCCAGAGGCCGAGGUGGCACCCGAGGCCGAGGCGGUGCCCGAGGCUGUUCCGGAGGUCGAGGCGGUGCCCGACGCUAUUCCAGAGGCCGAGGUGGCACCCGAUGCCGAGGCGGUGCCCGAGGCUGUUCUGGAGGUCGAGGCGGUGCCCGAGGCUGUUCCAGAGGCUGAGGCGGCGCCCGAUCCAGUUCUGGAGGCCGAGACGGUGCCUGAUGCCAAGGCGGCGCCCGAUCCAGUUCUGGAGGCCGGGGCGGUGCCCGAGGCUGUUCCCAAUGCAGUUACCGAGGCGGUGCCCGACGCUGUUCCAGAGGCCGAGGUGGUGCCCGAGGUCGAGGCAGCGCCCAUUGCUGUUCCAGAGGCCGAGGUGGCACCCGAGGCCGAGGCGGUGCCCGAGGCUGUUCCGGAGGUCGAGGCGGUGCCCGACGCUAUUCCAGAGGCCGAGGUGGCACCCGAUGCCGAGGCGGUGCCCGAGGCUGUUCCGGAGGUCGAGGCGGUGCCCGAGGCUGUUCCAGAGGCCGAGGCGGCGCCCAAUCCAGUUCUGGAGGCCGAGGCGGUGCCUGAUGCCAAGGCGGUGCCCGAGGCUGUUCCAGAGCCAGGGCCAGUCACCGAGGACCCUCCAGAGCCAGGGCCAGUCACCGAGGACCUUCCAGAGCCAGGGCUAGUCACCAAUUACCCUCCAGAGCCAAGUCAAGUCACUGGGUGGUCUGCUGCUCCGUUCUGGGGGACUCCGACGUUGACCACGUGGACGUGGUGGUCUUCUGCUCCGCCCUGGAGGGCUCUGACUUUGACCACAAGGCUGUGGUGGUCUUCUGCUCCACCCUGGAGGGCUUUGACUUUGACCACAAGGCUGUGGUGGUCUUCCGCUCCGUCCUGGUGGGCGCCUCAACAGGUCCUUCAGGGAUUUCUGUGGGUUGUUUUGGGUUUUGUUAUCUUUCUGUCUGUUCCCCUCAGUUUGUCUGGCCCUCCGUCCCUCCCCCUGUACCUCCUCCGGUCCUCCUCCCUCCUGGUCUCCCUGUUUUAUGUUUUCAUUUCUGGUGUUUGUCCCCCAUGUGUUCCUUUUCCGGCCCUCCGUCCCUCCCCCUGAGCCUCCACCUGUCCGCCUCCCUCCUGGUCUCUGUGUUGUGUUUUGUCUUGGAGCGUCUGGGAGCCGCUCCGUAGAGGGGGGGUACUGUCACAGUGUCUGGGUUGUUGUUCCCCGGGGUUCCACUAGAUGUCCUCCUUCUCACGGUGUCUGUCCCAGAGCACUUCCUGUAUCCUUAUAUGGUCACCUUCCUCCUUGUUACGUAAUUGAUUAUUUCCCCCACCUGUC
Carassius gibelio (silver crucian carp) is the source of this 2747-nucleotide messenger RNA. Its product is annotated as periaxin-like. The transcript has 2 exons. NCBI's taxonomy places the organism in Eukaryota, Metazoa, Chordata, Actinopteri, Cypriniformes, Cyprinidae. The record is from RefSeq and is a predicted model, not a curated record. Bases 21 to 2522 code for a protein of 833 amino acids.